GGACCUUGAUAUUAUCAUGGAUACAGAAACUGAUGAUUCAUCUCUCCAGCAUUGUCUCAUGACUUGGAUCCAACAAGAAUCUUCGAAGGGUCUUUGUCCGAUGUGUCGUCAAAGUAUGCCAUCCCCAAAUAUGGAUUCUUGGAGGAAAACUGCUACUAACUAUAACCACAGAGUUCGAAUGGAAACAAGAAGAUGAUGAAUAAGCCCAAAUACCAUGCGUCCCGGCAGCCGCGAUGGGAGAGGCGUUCAAGCUCGACAGAUACGAUACCCUUCUUUUAGCAUUAAGUCGCAAUUGUUUCUUUUUUUUUUUUUUUCUGUACAAUACAGACCGUUAUCAACAUCGCUAGCUUCGGUACAGUCACAUGACCCCUUGUUUAUCGAUAAGGGGGCAGGUGAUCAAGCUUCACCUGAGCUUAAAGUGGAAGCCGAGAGCUUACAAGUUCCCAUUGCAAUCCGCCCAACAAGGCCUUAAUGUCCCUACCCGUCGCCUUCUAAUCAUGUAGCGCGGUCUAUCAGAAAUGUCUCUUCCAAAACAUACCACAUCAUCCUCCUUAUCGUCUUCGCCCUCCAAACAAUCCAUCCGGCGGACCACGGAGUCAAACGUCCCUUCACGCCCGGAAAGCACCAUUGAUCGACCCACCACGGCUCAACAGACUCACGCCUUCUCCCAAGAACAACAAGCUUAUGAGCCAAUAACAAACGUAACAUCGCCACACUCGGAAAAUGACGGCCCGCAUGAGAUAUCUGCUUCACAUCCGCCCCUUCAACCGUUCUUCACCCUGAUUGAAGACGCCAGUACCUCCGAAUACUACCACCCAACUGUUCACUAUAUCUUCUCCGAUGAUGACACAGAUAUCGUGACCGAGGCAGCCUUGCGCUCCUUGGAACCUGAACAAAAUACGCAUCCUCGCGGCGACAAGGGAAACUCCAGGACUACACGUGACCAACACCCGCAGGGUGAAGGAGGAGUGGAUGAUGAGCUGUCGAAUGAGAGAAAGGAAUCAUUACUUCCGCCUCCGAUACCUGGUGUUCGGGAUAACUACAUCAUUCUCGAUAUGGACGUGCUUGGUCCAGAUGAUAUGCAACACAUGAAUAGCGCCCCCGGGCACGACGUAAGUGUCGGCUCUCCUGGGACCCAAUCCUCCGUCCCUCAACAACAGCAGGAUUCCCAGAACAACAACCAACAUGGUCAAAAAUUUGCGGUGACUUCAGCCUACAGCUUGACACCAACAUGGCAAGUUCUAAACACCCAGCUAGUGCCCGCCCCGACCUUUGAGAACAACCCUUCCGGCGAGCACUCACCGAACGGUGCCCUGAUGUUGAAAAUUCAAGGGACAGUCGGCUUACCUAUGACUCUACCUGGUAAGGAUAAAGAGAAAGACAAUAGCACCCAGCGAUUGGAGGAUAUGAUGGAGCAAUUUUCAAAACGUUUGGGCGAGCUCCGACAAGUCAUUAAAGCUGGAGAACAAGCGCACUUGCUGGGAAAUGCAGAUGAGGAACACAUACCAACCGGGCUGCCAAACACGGAGGAUACUGCUGUGACAAGCCCCGAGGGUCAGAAUGAAGCCUUAACGCAGAACGGGGAUGAUAUGGUCGGCAAAAGCCCAUAACCUGAGUCGAUAUACUCAUUGGCGCAAACUGAACCUUAGCCCUUGGCGAGCCGUGCUUCUCAUCUAAAGUGUACAACCUAGCCUGCUACACUCCAGGAUUUGAUCAGUGGGCGAAUUGAAAGCAAAUUACUUCCA
This is a messenger RNA of Aspergillus pseudonomiae, 1745 nucleotides long. RefSeq lists its product as uncharacterized. The record is from RefSeq and is a predicted model, not a curated record. The transcript has a single exon. Lineage: Eukaryota; Fungi; Ascomycota; Eurotiomycetes; Eurotiales; Aspergillaceae. The coding region runs from base 519 to 1610 and encodes 363 amino acids.